UGGACCCGACCCGAGUUGCAAUAUCUAUUAAUAACUGAGCUACUUUUUUUCUCGCAUAAACCCUAGCGCCCCUUUUGUUAUUUCGACAAAAACCCUAGUCGCUUGCCUUUUCCUCAUCUGCUUUCUCAAAGAAAAACAAUGACUGGAGAACCAGUGAACCCCAAAGCAUACCCACUAGCGGAUGCUCAGUUAACAACCACGAUUUUAGAUCUUGUUCAACAAGCUGCCAACUACAAGCAGCUCAAAAAGGGAGCUAAUGAAGCUACUAAGACCCUGAAUAGAGGUAUCUCGGAGUUCAUUGUGAUGGCUGCUGAUACCGAGCCCCUUGAGAUUCUGCUCCAUCUUCCUUUGCUUGCUGAAGAUAAGAAUGUUCCCUACGUAUUUGUUCCUUCAAAGCAAGCACUUGGACGUGCAUGUGGGGUUACAAGACCUGUAAUUGCAUGUUCUGUCACAUCAAACGAAGGAAGCCAAUUGAAAUCCCAAAUACAACAACUCAAGGAUGCUAUUGAGAAGCUCUUGAUCUAGAAUCUUAUGAAAACACAUAUUCGGUGUGAUGGGCCUCUCGGAUUGUGGUGGUCGCUCCUUUAGAGGCUUUGACUGAUGAAGUUAUGCCACAUGCGAACCACUCUUUUAGAAUCUGACUUUAAAUGUGAUUGUUGUGACUUAUCACAUUUUCUUAUGAAUUUAGAGAAAGGAUAAUCUUGAAUUGAUGCAUACCGAAACUUAGUAUGAAUGAUAUGCUAUUAAUUAAUGUAGCUUGCUUAAAUA
Messenger RNA from Gossypium arboreum, 768 nucleotides. RefSeq lists its product as uncharacterized. Gene Ontology annotation, biological process: maturation of SSU-rRNA; ribosome biogenesis; mRNA splicing, via spliceosome. Bases 139 to 525 code for a protein of 128 amino acids. The transcript has 5 exons. Lineage: Eukaryota; Viridiplantae; Streptophyta; Magnoliopsida; Malvales; Malvaceae. Gene Ontology annotation, molecular function: RNA binding. The record is from RefSeq and is a predicted model, not a curated record. Gene Ontology annotation, cellular component: box C/D methylation guide snoRNP complex; U4/U6 x U5 tri-snRNP complex; nucleolus.